Messenger RNA from Brassica napus (rape), 2981 nucleotides. Its product is annotated as O-glucosyltransferase rumi homolog. Bases 521 to 2092 code for a protein of 523 amino acids. The record is from RefSeq and is a predicted model, not a curated record. The transcript has 6 exons. NCBI's taxonomy places the organism in Eukaryota, Viridiplantae, Streptophyta, Magnoliopsida, Brassicales, Brassicaceae.
GGACUGGCAUGUCAGUGUCUGUAUUGAAUGGCUAACGUUUUAUCUCCUUCUUGGCUAUUAUAGAAAGCAUUUAUAAUAAACUUUCUCAAAGAGGGUUUUAACUAAAUGAAUCCGUAAAUGUUGCAUUUAGUAACACACAUUUAAGAUUUUCAUAGAAACUCAAAGAUUACAAGAGAGGAUUAUUUGGGAAAUAAAUUGAUAUCAUAUGUCAUCGUCUUCAUGUGAUAGGUGUCACAUAACCAAUUUCUCAUACUAGUAUUAUGUCUUUAAUAUUCAGAAAACAUAAACCAUUCGAAAACCUUAAAAAGUAUGAACUUCGUGAACACAAAAGAUGUGAACUGGUGUUGAACAAAACGUUGAAACAAGAUUCAAAUCCUCGUGGAAAAGCACAAAUCAAAAGUCAAAACCAAAGCUUUGGUGGUGUCGUAUCGCUUGUGCAGCCAGGUUCUCAUUUUUCUUCUCUUGCGUAGAAUGUCUGUGCGCAUAUAAGCUGAGCAGAGGAAGGUGUAGAAUAAGAGUCAUGGCUCAACGGAAAAGCACUAAGGGGAACAACAGGGAUACUCAAACGAACACGCAUAGUAAUCACGCCUCUAUCAAAACGUCAUCGCAUCAAGGAAAACGCAUAGCAAAAGCUACUCUGCUCCUCGUCUUGUCUAUCUUCGUAUCUGCUGGUCUCUUGAGUUUCUUGUGUUGUUUCGAUUACACAACACUCACAGGUCCGAGGCAAGUAACAACAACAAUCACUAAACCACCAAUCAUAACGCUCCACAGAUUCCCUCGGCAAUGCGGUGUCGUACAGAACCAAACACAACCAGUGUCCGAAGAUGGCACAAACAAAAACAAACCAAGAAGCAACCACUCACGCCCACCCACGUGUCCCUCUUACUUCCGUUGGAUCUACGAGGAUCUACGGCCGUGGAGAGAGACAGGAGUAACGAGAGAGAUACUUGAGAAAGCAAGGAGCAAGGCCCAUUUCAGGGUUAUAAUCCUAGACGGGAGAGUGUACGUUAAGAAGUAUAGAAGACCGAUCGAGACUCGAGAUACUUUUACUCUGUGGGGCAUCGUACAGUUACUACAGUGGUACCCAGGGAGAUUACCAGAUCUGGAGCUCUUGUUCGACGCAGAUGAUAGACCAACCGUACGAUCAAUAGACUAUAGAGGUCAACAACACCCGGGCCCACCUCCAGUGUUCCGUUAUUGCUCUAAUGACGCCAGCUUGGACAUCGUGUUCCCUGAUUGGUCCUUCUGGGGCUGGGCUGAGCUUAAUAUAAAGCCUUGGGCUAAAUCGCUGGUGGCGAUAGAAGAAGGGAACAAGAUGACGCAAUGGGAAGACCGCGUGCCGUACGCUUACUGGAGAGGAAACCCUAACGUGGCCCGCACGAGGAAAGACCUUCUUAGAUGCAAUGUCUCAGACCAAGAAGAUUGGAACACUCGUCUCUACAUCAAUGAUUGGGCUACAGAAUUCAAAGAAGGAUUCAAGAACUCAAACCUAGAGAACCAAUGCACUCACAGGUACAAGAUUUAUAUAGAAGGAUGGGCAUGGUCAGUGAGUGAGAAGUAUAUAAUGGCAUGUGACUCAAUGACAUUAAAUGUGAGACCAACGUACUAUGAUUUUCUUAUACGAGGAAUGGUACCAUUACAACAUUAUUGGCCAAUCAGAGACCUUGGUAAGUGUAGAUCCCUCAAACACGCUGUACAUUGGGGGAAUACUCAUGUGGACCAGGCACGUAAGAUAGGGGAAGAAGGGAGUAGAUAUAUAAGAGAGGAGGUGAGCAUGGAAUAUGUGUAUGAUUACAUGUUCCAUUUGAUGAACGAGUAUGCCAAACUUUUGAAGUUUAAGCCGGAGAUUCCUUUGGGAGCAAAGGAGAUUACUACGGAUAGUAUGGGAUGUCCGGCGAAGGGACGGUGGAGAGAUUUUAUGGCGGAGUCUAUGGUGAUGUCUCCUAGUGAAGUGUCUCCUUGUGAGAUGCCUCUUCCUUAUAGCCCUAUGGAGCUAAGAGAGGUUCUUGAGAGGAAAGCUAAUUUGACUCGCCAAGUUGAGGUUUGGGAAGAUCAAUACUAUCGUAAUUUGACAAAUGCCAACAAGCAUUGACCAACGAGGCUCUUGUUUUACAAGAUACUGAUUUUUUUUUUUUUUAAACUAAACAAGAUACUGAUUUGUUGUGUUCAUAUUAAAAUUACUAAGUACUUCGUGAGUUAUAAUUUGAUUAAUCAAAAUUUAAUAUAGAUAGUGAUUUAAUAUAAGGUAUAAGAUUUAUAUAGAAGGAAGGGCUUGGUCAGUGAGCGAGAAGUAUAUAUUAGCUUGUGACAGUAUGUCACUUCUCAUAAAAACUUUUUACUUUUGACUUCAUCACUCGAAGUUUAGUUCCCAUGGAACAUUAUUGGCCUAUUAGACUUCAUAAAAAUUGCAAUGACAUCAUCUUUGCCGUCCAAUGGGCCAACAACAAUACCAAAAAAGUAGUAACAAUAUAACAUAAAUCAGUCAAGUCAUUUUUUGAAACUGAUUAUGGUGUUAUAUGAUCUUCACUUAUUUUAGAGGCAAAAACUAUAGGGAGAAAUGGAAGUGGAUAUGUACUUAAGUAUCUACAAAUGAAGUAUGUGUAUGAUUAUAUGUUUCAUAUAUUGCAAAGCUAUGGGAAGUUGAUGAAGAUGAAUGUAGAAGUCCCUGAAGGAGCUAAGGAAGUGUGUCCAGAGACAAUGGCGUGUCCGGUUAAGGGAGGUCGAAUGAGACAAUAUAUGGAUGACUCAUUGAUUCUGUCUCCGAGCAACAAGGGCUCUUGUGAGACGCCUCCACCUUUUGAAGACGAUGAACUCAAGAAGUUUUUAGAAAAGAAAAAAAGUGUUGAGAAAGAAGUGGAGAAGUGGACUAAUGAGUACUGGGAGGAACAAAAUAAGUCUCUUCAACACUGAGUUUUGUAUAUACACAUACACUUUCCCCUAAUCAGUACUACUUAAUUGAGUAUGUAUUAUACAAAUAAAAA